Elgaria multicarinata webbii is the source of this 4793-nucleotide messenger RNA. Its product is annotated as zinc finger protein RFP-like. Gene Ontology annotation, molecular function: protein binding; ubiquitin protein ligase activity; zinc ion binding. Gene Ontology annotation, cellular component: cytoplasm. The record is from RefSeq and is a predicted model, not a curated record. The coding region runs from base 1581 to 3023 and encodes 480 amino acids. NCBI's taxonomy places the organism in Eukaryota, Metazoa, Chordata, Lepidosauria, Squamata, Anguidae. Gene Ontology annotation, biological process: regulation of gene expression; innate immune response; protein ubiquitination. The transcript has 8 exons.
CUGAAGAAGUGGAAUCCUGAAAAAUUGGGAGAAAAGUGGGAAGGACCUUACUGGCUGCGGCCUCUUCCAGCUUCAAGCCAGGGCCUCAAUUGAAGCCCGCGACGGAAACAGGUAAGGGGGGUUUGGCUUACCUGGCGCCAGCGAUGUCCAUGCGGUGACAGCGGCGGAGCCACAUAAGGGGGUAGCAGGCUUACCUACCUCCGUCACGGUCAGUGGUGGGCUUCAACUGAGGCCCCAGCUUGAAGCCGGAGGAGGCCGCGGCCUUCUCUUCCGGCUUCAACCGGGGCCUCAAUUGAAGCCUGCGACGGACCACGACGGACGCAGGUAAGGGGACGGGGGCUUUGGCUUACCUGACACUGGCACCGUCCAUGCAGUGACGGCAGCAGAGCCGGAUCUCGCUCCCUGGAGCAGGGGACAGGCAGAUCGGCCUGAACCGGUUCGGGCCUGAUCCAGAUGUUCCGGAUCGGGCCACGAAGCAGUUCGGGGGGUCCGUGCACAGCCUUAGUUCUGAGUAUCUCUCAGCACCUUAAAUGAGUUCAAGUUCCCAGGUCCAGGUGAACUGCACCUCACAGUGUAGAAGGAGCUACGAGAUGGGCUCCAGGAACUUCAAUUCCUUAAUUUUGAGAAGUGCUGGAGAACAGGUGAACUACCGGAGGACUGGAGAAGGGCGAAUGGGAUUCCUAUUAUCAAAAAAAAAAAAAAAGCAGAUCUGGGGAAUUACAGACCAGUUUGACAUCAAUACUUGAGAUUCUAGAGCAGGUAAUAAAGUGCUCAAUCUGUGGGCAUCUUGGGGUGAUCAGAGGUAGUUGAAAUAAGCCAUAAUUUACCACUGUGAUGGGCAAACCAGGUCAAAAUAUACAAAUUAUAUGUCCCCCGCUCAAAAUCAGGCCCAUUCCUUUAAAAUUAUUUUAUGUUUAUCAAAAGACUGAUCCUCUGCUUAACUUCAUUUUUUACAUGCUGAUGAUUUUCUGGUGAGUCAUUUCCAAGCAAGCAAACGCCCACUUCCUGAAAGCCAAGAAAGGAAACUAAUUCUGUCUGCCGUGUACGAAAGCCAUGGCUGCUGCUUGGCGUCCUGCCCAGGAUCUCUGUGAAGAAGUCAGUUGUCCCAUCUGCCUGGAUUAUUUCAGGGAUCCAGUGACAGUUACAGAGUGUGGCCACAAUUUCUGCCAAGCCUGCUUGAGCAAGCAUCUGGGGGAGAAGAACACAGAGGCCUCCUGCCCCGAGUGUAAAGGAACCUUCCAGAAGGGGAACCUCAAGCCAAAUAGGCAGCUGGCUAACUUUGUCGAAAUUGCCAAGAAAUUCAGGGAUCAGGGGGCCAAGGGGGCAGAGGAGAAGGGGAGACUCUGUGAGAAACACCAGGAGCCCCUGAAGCUCUUCUGCAAAGAUCAUGAAACCAUUUUGCACAAUACAGACAAUAGACUGGAACGGGUAUCAGAAUGCAGUUUCUUCAGAUGUUUCGUGGCUUAUGGCGUCCCUGCCUCGGAGCUAUGUGUGACUGUGAGUCAUUUACAAGCAAGCAAACGCCCAGUUCCUGAAAGCCAGGAAAGUUAAACUAAUUCUGUCUGCAGUGUACGAAAGCCAUGGCUGCUGCUGGGAGUGCCGUCCAGGAUCUCUGCGAGGAAGCCACUUGUUCCAUCUGCCUGGAGUAUUUCAGGGAUCCAGUGACAGUUACAGAGUGUGGGCACAAUUUCUGCCGAGCCUGCCUGAGCAAGUAUCUGGGGGAGAAGAACACAGAGGCCUCCUGCCCCCAGUGUAGAGGAACCUUCCAGAAGGGGAACCUCAGGCCAAAUAGGCAGCUGGCUAAGAUUACUGAAAUUGCCAAGAAAUUCAGAGAUGAGGAGGUAAAGCAGGCAGAAGAGAAGGGGGGAGUCUGUGAGAGGCACCAGGAGCCCCUGAAGCUCUUCUGCAAAGAUCAUGAAACCCCCCUCUGCCUGGUGUGUGACAGAUCCAAGGAGCAUGAACAUCACAAGGUGCUUCCUCUGGAGGAGGCUUCCCGGGAGUACAAGAAUCUGAUCCGUCGUCGCCUGGAGAUUCUCAGGGAAGAGAGAGAAAGAAUUCUGGCAUAUAAGGCAGAAACAGAAAAGGGAAAUAAAGAACUUCUUAAGGAAACCAGAGCAGAGAGGGAAAAGACAGUGGCUCAGUUCAGACAACUCCAGCAGCUUCUGGAGGAACAAGAGAAACUUCUGCUGGCCCAGAUAGAAGGCUUAGAGGAGCAGAUUGCCAGGAGAAGGGACGAGCACCAGGCCAAACUCUCUGAAGAACUCUCCUCUCUUGAAAGCCUCAUCCAGGAGUUGGAGGAGAAAGGUCAGCAGCCAGCGAGUGAACUCCUGCAGGACGUGAGAAACACCUUGCAGAGGAGUGAGAAGGAGGCAUUUGAGAAUCCAGCAGCUUUCCCUCCAGAGCUGAAGCAGAAGAUCUGGGACUUCCAUGAAAUAAAUCCCUUUCUGGAGAGAGUCAUGAAGCAAUUCCAAGAUGCGCUGCUAACUCGACUACCUCUGAUGAAAGCAAAUGUCACUCUGGAUCCAGACACAGCUCAUCCCAGGCUCAUCCUGUCUGAGGACCAUAAAAGCGUGAGAUUAGGAGACAAGCGGCAAGAUCUGCCUGACAAUCCUGAGAGAUUUGAAAAACGUUUUUUUGUCCUGGGACGUGAGGGAUUCACGUCAGGCAGACAUUUCUGGGAAGUCAGUGUGGGAAGUGAGGGAUACUGGGCUGUGGGGGUCGCCAGAGAGUCUGUGAGGAGAAAAGGCAAGAUUGGACUUAGUCCUGAGGAAGGGAUCUGGGUUGUGUGGUAUUAUGGAGGUGUAUAUAAGGCUUGCAACCCCCCUCAUUACCCUCGUCUGUCCCUGAGUGGGAAGCUGAAGAGGAUCCUAGUAUCUCUGAACUACAAUGAGGGGCAGGUGUCCUUUUACGAUGCUGACAGGGGGACCCUCCUCUACGCCUUCUCUGGAGCCUCCUUUGCAGGAGAGACAAUUCUGCCCUUCUUUCGUGUAUUGAGAAACGGCCACCUCAGGAUCUCUCCUUAAGGCAGCUCUGAGCCUUCCUCACUCUCCCUCCUCUCCACACCAGACUGGUUAGUCUACUCUAAGCAUCAAACCUCCCUUUGUCAAGGGCCCAUUUUCCCCUUCUGCAAAGGGCCCCUGAGCAGCCUCCAGUCACAGACACCAGAACUCCAUGGGCUAAAAUGGUGCCUGAUUUCCUCCCUCCCUUUUCCCAGACUUCUCUCAUCUCUCACUUCUUAAAGAGACAGAAGCACAUGAAUAAUCCAGACCAACAUUUUUUUUUAACUGCAUUGCUUCCAUGGCCACAAAAAUUCUCUCUCUCUCUCUCUCUCUCUCUCUCUCCCUCUCUCUCUCUCUCUCUCCCUCUCUCUCUCUCUCUCCCUCUCUCUCUGCACAAACACAAACAUACACACGGGUACAUUGUAGCUUGUCAGCAUUAAAGUGAAGUUCCAUAAGGCGCAACGCCCCUUUCCCAAGGUGCCGCCUUUCCUGUGACCUGCUGCAGGAGAAAGGGACUCUGAAAACUCAGCGCCCAGCAAGGCAUGCAAGGAGAAUGAGCCAAACUCUCACCUGGCUCCCUUGCGACAAGGACCAAUGAACUGGAGGGCGGAGGAGGAAGUGGGUGGGGGGCAGCCACAAUAGUGGGAGGGCAAACAAGUGAAAAGAGAGUUCAUCAGUAUGGCGAUGAUCGUGAAAGGGACCAGCACUUGACGCGCUAAAGAAACAGAGGUUAAAAUUGCAGGUGCAUACCAGGAAUAAAAAGUAGGUGUGAUGGAGCUUUAAGUCUUAUUCAGUAUUUUUUCCCCACUUCAUUUCUAUUGGACACUGCAAAAUUUCUUUAAUACUGGACUGUCUAACUCCACUAAUUGCUUACAGUGUAAUACACCUAAUGCUCUCUGUUCGAGAGCAAUCCUCUGUCCCCUAGACAGCGUACGUGUGUGUGUGUGUGUGUGCGCGUACGCGUGUGUGUGAUAGGCCUGUUAGAUUUCUAGGCUUUGAGGUCAGAAACAUUGUUCGUGACCUUGGGAUGUGGAAACCAUGCUCCCAAUGCGCUCUCCCUCCAGCUCAGAGACAGCUCAGUUCUCAGCACUCAGAAAUGUUGUCUGGAGAUGGGGAGAACCCUGCAGUCCCAGGGGAGGGGAGGGGAAGAGACUGGGAAAGCCGUGGGAUGUGUGCCCUGGUCUCCUUCCCUCCCACUCUUAAGUGCCUUGGCUAGACAGGCGAAAACACCCAUCUAGCCUAAAUGCAGGGCAGCUGGAGCACAGGUGCAAGAAUGGCCUCCCUACCCUGGCUGCCCUGCAUUAGAAUACUCGGAGGCCUCCGAGUUCGGACGCUGCUGAUGGUCUCCAAAGAGUUGCGGCCUUAGACAUACGUUUUGUACAGUCCAGAAGUUGAUUCUUUUGGGGAGGAGUUUAUUACACAGAUACACUUUAUACUGGGACAGUCUGUAUAUUCAUAGAUGUAUAUGCUCUUUAAAAUUAUUUGCCUGCCUCAUUGAAAUUAAUAAAUGGUCAGUGUAAGUGGAUUAUCUGAGCCCUUUUGACAACUAAAAGAUUGAUAUUACAACAUUGGAAGGAGAAAAACUCCCACUAUCAUGCUAUGAAUUGAGGACCUUACAUCGCUUUCAAUAUUCGGAUGAGUGGCACUUUCAAAUGGAUACUUAUGUGAAUAUUUGAUCUAUUUUUAUUGAAGCCUAUGUAUUAUUGCUAGAAAGUUGUAUGUAUAUGAUAUGUAUUAAUUACUUGGGAUAAUGAAUAUCUGACGUAUAUUAAAGAAAUGGAAACAAUUUUAUAA